GAAAUGCAAGGAGAAAAUUACACUAUUUGGAGCUUUUUUUUCCUGGAAGGAUUUUCCCGAUACCCAAGAUUAGAGAUUGUCCUCUUUGUGCUCAGCCUUAUAAUGUAUCUGAUUAUCCUCCUGGGUAACAGCACUCUUGUUGUAAUCACUGUUCUAGAUUCACACCUUCACACCCCCAUGUACUUCUUCCUUGGAAAUCUCUCUUUUAUGGAUAUUUGCUACACCUCGGCUUCUAUUCCUACCUUGCUGGUGAACUUGCUAUCAUCCCAGAAAACCAUAAUCUUUUCUGGGUGUGCUGUACAGAUGUAUCUGUCCCUUGCCAUGGGCUCCACUGAGUGUGUGCUUCUGGCUGUGAUGGCGUAUGACCGUUAUGUGGCCAUAUGCAACCCGCUGAGAUAUCCCAUCAUCAUGAACAGGCAAGUCUGUGUGCAGACAGCCACUGUCUCCUGGAUGAUGGGCUGUCUGACUGCCCUGCUGGAAACCAGUUUUGCCCUGCAGAUACCCCUGUGUGGGAAUCUUGUCGAUCACUUCACGUGUGAAAUUCUGGCUGUGCUGAAGCUAGCGUGCACAAACUCCCUGCUUAUGGACAUGAUUAUGCUGGUGGUGAGCAUUCUCCUGCUGCCCAUCCCAAUGCUCUUAAUUUGCAUCUCUUACAUCUUCAUCCUUUCUACCAUUCUGAGAAUCAGCUCAGCAGAGGGAAGAAACAAAGCUUUUUCUACUUGUGGUGCCCACUUGACUGUGGUGAUCUUAUAUUACGGGGCUGCCCUCUCCAUGUACCUGAAACCUUCUUCAUCAGAUUCACAAGAAAUAGACAAAAUCAUCUCAUUGCUUUAUGGAGUGCUUACUCCUAUGUUGAAUCCCAUCAUUUAUAGCUUAAGAAACAAGGAAGUCAAAGAUGCUGUGAAAAAACUGCUGGGCAAAAUACUAUUGCAUCACACACAACUCUGA
Molecule: messenger RNA, 948 nt
Organism: Castor canadensis (American beaver)
Lineage: Eukaryota; Metazoa; Chordata; Mammalia; Rodentia; Castoridae
Gene: Or2k2
Product: olfactory receptor family 2 subfamily K member 2
Biological process (GO): G protein-coupled receptor signaling pathway
Cellular component (GO): membrane
Molecular function (GO): olfactory receptor activity; G protein-coupled receptor activity
Source: RefSeq, a predicted model, not a curated record